ACAAUUUACUUCCUUAUCAAUUCUACUCUUGCAACCUUUCUAUUUGCCUUAUUGGACAAAUUCCAUAACACACCAGAACAAUAUACAUAUUUUUCUUGUUCUCUUCAUUGAUCAUAAGACUAAUUCAUGGCAGAAUACAAACAGCACCAACGCCUAUUUGACCGUUUUGAUGAGAACAGAGACGGGAAAAUAUCAGCCGAGGAGCUUCAACAGUGUGUCCAUUUGAUCGGGAAAGACAUGUCAUAUGAGGAAGCAAAGGCUGCAGUUGAGCAUAAUGAUUCAGACAACGAUGGCUUGUUGGAUUUCGAAGAUUUUGUGAGAUUAAUUGAAGGUGGAAGUGAAGAAGAGAAGGCACACGAGUUGAAGGAGGCGUUCAGGAUGUAUGAAAUGGAAGGAUGUGGAUGCAUAACGCCUGAGAGUUUGAAUAGAAUGCUUGCUAGAUUGGGAGAAUCAACAACAAUUGAUGAAUGCAGAGGAAUGAUUUGCCGAUAUGAUAUUGAUGGCGAUGGUCUCCUUAAUUUUCAUGAGUUUGAGAUUAUGAUGCGUUGCUAGUAUUACUGGGCCGUUGAUUUCUCAAAUGCUCACUUUAUUAUCUCACAAAGUGACCGUUGAGAAAUCAACUCUGAUACCGAGUUAGACACCUAGUUGUUUGCCCUUUGCUACUUUUCACAUUGUUUUGUUUCUGCUUUCUUUGAUUCUUCAUUCUUUUGGUAGAUCUGUGUAUAACUCAUUCUUUCUGUAUAUUCGUACCAGGUUACAUAAACUUAUUUGUAAUUUCUCCAUUAAAACCCAUAUUUUGUGCUUUUCAUGUUUGGUAACACUACUACUAUGAUCUGUAAUAU
This is a messenger RNA of Solanum stenotomum, 842 nucleotides long. Its product is annotated as putative calcium-binding protein CML19. Gene Ontology annotation, molecular function: calcium ion binding. Lineage: Eukaryota; Viridiplantae; Streptophyta; Magnoliopsida; Solanales; Solanaceae. The record is from RefSeq and is a predicted model, not a curated record. The transcript has a single exon. Bases 127 to 552 code for a protein of 141 amino acids.